Akanthomyces muscarius is the source of this 1488-nucleotide messenger RNA. RefSeq lists its product as uncharacterized. Gene Ontology annotation, molecular function: aspartate kinase activity. Gene Ontology annotation, biological process: amino acid biosynthetic process. The transcript has 6 exons. The record is from RefSeq and is a predicted model, not a curated record. NCBI's taxonomy places the organism in Eukaryota, Fungi, Ascomycota, Sordariomycetes, Hypocreales, Cordycipitaceae. Bases 1 to 1488 code for a protein of 495 amino acids.
AUGGGGGUUUUGACAUACGGCAACGACCUAGAGGCGGAUUGGGUAGUCCAAAAAUAUGGCGGCACGAGCAUAGGAAAGUAUGCUGUCCAUAUUGCGAAAAAUAUCAUCAGGGAAACGUUGGCCCAGCAUCGGGUUGCAGUGGUGUGCUCGGCAUGGAGCACAACCUCCAAGGCGGCGGGCACCACAACACGGCGCAAAUUUAGAUUAAUAGAGAUUUUCAACACGUUGGAGGCGGGAAGAGUUCGUGGUGCACGGCCGACUGACAACUUGGCGACGCUACAGAAUAGCCUCCGGGUAAUUAUAUACGAGCAUAUCAGGGCUACAGCACCUUCGCUUCCGAGCAAAGAAUCGCGAGAUAUGCUUGCUGAAAAGCUGAAGUUGGAAGGUCAAUAUACAGUUUCCGCCGUUGCUGAAACUCUAUUUUCUUCCGACUAUGACUAUGGUUGGGCACAGGACUUGGUGAUCAGCCUGGGAGAGAAACUCAGCUGUCUAUCCAUGGUUGCGAUUUUACAAGACCUGAAUGUCGAAGCAGAAUAUGUGGAUUUAUCGACUAUCCUACCGCAAUCUUCUUCCGCCACGACCGCGGACGAGUUAUACGCCGAACUGGCGUUCGUGAUUGCCUCCCGGUUGCUAGCCUGCGGUUCCCCCGUGCCAGUCAUUACAGGAUUUUUCGGCCUCAACCGCGGCGGCAUGCUCGCCUCCGAGAUUGGUCGCGGAUACACCGAUCUCUGCGCCGCCCUCUGCGCCAUCGGUCUAGGCGCCGCCGAGCUGCAGAUAUGGAAAGAAGUCGACGGGAUCCUGACGGCCGAUCCGUCGCGCGUGCCCAGCGCGCAGCUCAUUCCACACAUGUCAUUUCCAGAAGUCGCGGCCCUCACUCAGCAAGGAUCAGAGGUUGUGCACGCCCUGGCGAUUAGGCAGAUCAUGGCUGCGGCGCCGACGGGCAUGGCGCUGUGCAUUAAAAACGUCAAGCACCCCUCGGCAGCGGGCACGAUGGUGGUGCGCGCCGCCGUGGACAAGGCCGAGUCGUCUACUGAUUCGGACACGGACUGUGCUUCGCUCAAGUCGUGCCUCACGUUUUGCAGAGCCAUCACUGUGAAGAGCGAUGUGUGCUUCUUGCAUGCACCACGAAAAACAUGGUCUUGUUUCGGCAGGACUGCAUCCACCCGAAAGGGUCCUACAGUGGAAAUCACCGCGACGACGAAUACUUCCCGAAAGUCGCCAACAUUCUUCUUGUCAUGUGCUAAAAGCCUACUACUGGGGCGCGGCAAAUCUGCACAUGCGCAGAGUGCGAGCGUCAUCACCUUGGUUUGCACUCGCGCGGAGGGUUGCCGUCGGCUGGCGAGCCAGGUACUGGCAGAUCUAAGAAAUGAGAGCAUACAAUCUACGCUGCUACCUCACGCGGACGAUUAUGGGAGCAUCUCAUGCGUCGUGCCGUCGCCGGAUACACUCCGUGCGAUGACCCUUUUACACGAUCGGUUCUGCUUAUAA